GUGGUUCCUCGGAGACAGUCCUCCGGCCCGCUUUUCCUAGAUGGCUGGUUUCACUGAACCUUACACCCCCUGCAGGAACAAGAAUCACGAGCCCAUUUUGUGGAUGAGGAAACCAAGGCCCCGUGAAGCUGAGUCGAAGGCUCAAAGUCACACAGCCAGAAAUGAAGUCCCGAAGGCGUCUCAGGUCUCUGAAAUCCCAGGCUGCUGUCUACCUUCCAAACUCUCCCAGUCUAGAAGUCAGCGAUUGCCCCCACCCUUACCCCACCUCCCCCGUUCCCCAAACGCGGAUGAGGCCAGGACACCAGGGCUGGGCCAGGGGGCCUCUUGGUCUUCCCGGGGCGCGUUCUCCCCGGCACGGGCGACGGCCUGGCGGUGGAGCGCCUCUGGCACCUGCGGGUUCGCCCCCCAGGCUCGGGCGGCGGAGCGCGGAGAGUGAGCGCGCCGCGGCACAGGUGGGGCGGCGGCGCGGGAGCCCAGGGAGCGCGGAGGCGCGGGGGCGCGGGCCCGGGGUGCAGCGAGGGACGGAGACAGCGCGGCAGUGCCAGCCGCCGCCGGCCGCUUGCGGCCCCCGCCCCCUCGGUGCCGGCCGGCUCUUCGCUCCUCCGGCGGCGAACCAGACACGGCCGCGGCCGCCGCCGCCCGGCGCGCACCGGCCGCCACCUGCCCCCGGCGCCCGCGCUGGAGGGGCGCGACGCGGCCGCCGACCCGGAGGCGCUGGAGGAAGCGAGAGGGGUCCCCGCGCACUUCGGGCGCCGGCGCAGCGCACGGUGAGCCUCCCCCGCCCCGGGGCUCGGGGAUUCCUCAGCCCCCGGGUGCCGAAUGGGGUCACCCGGGGGACGCAAGGCCGAAGUUGGGACCUCGCGCAGCCCGCCCCCGCCGCCGAGCCCGACAUGCUGCCGCCGGGGAGCAACCGCACCGCGUCCCGGGCGCGCUUCAGGCAGCAGCAGCUGGCGCAGCGGGGCUCCGUGGGGGGCUCGGAGGGGGCGGCGCCCCUGGGGGCAGCGCAGGUGGUCACCGCCGGCCUCCUGACCCUGCUCAUCGUCUGGACCCUGCUGGGCAACGUGCUGGUGUGCGCGGCCAUCGUGCGCAGCCGCCACCUGCGCGCCAAGAUGACCAACGUCUUCAUCGUGUCUCUGGCUGUGUCCGACCUCUUCGUGGCGCUGCUGGUCAUGCCCUGGAAGGCGGUCGCCGAGGUGGCCGGUUACUGGCCCUUUGGGGCCUUCUGCGACAUCUGGGUGGCCUUUGACAUCAUGUGCUCCACCGCCUCCAUCCUGAACCUGUGCGUCAUCAGCGUGGACCGCUACUGGGCCAUCUCCAGGCCCUUCCGCUAUGAGCGCAAGAUGACCCAGCGCGUGGCUUUGAUCAUGGUCGGCCUGGCCUGGGCCUUGUCCAUCCUAAUCUCCUUCAUCCCUGUUCAACUCCACUGGCACAGGGACAAGGCAGGCUCCUGGGGCGAGGCGCCACCGCCAUCCGGCCCGGCCAACGGGACGCCCUGGGAGGAGGCAGGGGAGCCAGAGGCGAGGGCGGAAAACUGCGACUCCAGCCUGAACCGAACUUACGCCAUCUCCUCUUCGCUCAUCAGCUUCUACAUCCCCGUGGCCAUCAUGAUCGUGACCUACACGCGCAUCUACCGCAUCGCCCAGGUGCAGAUCCGCAGGAUCUCCUCGCUGGAGAGGGCCGCCGAGCGCGCGCAGAGCUGCCGCGGCCGCGCAGCCUGUGCGCCCGACCCCAGCCUGCGGGCAUCCAUCAAGAAGGAGACCAAAGUCCUCAAGACGCUGUCGGUGAUCAUGGGGGUCUUCGUGUGCUGCUGGCUGCCCUUCUUCAUCCUUAACUGCACGGUCCCCUUCUGCAGCGGCCGCCGCGAGGGUCCUGGGGCCGGCUUCCCCUGCGUCAGCGAGACCACCUUCGACGUCUUCGUCUGGUUCGGCUGGGCCAACUCCUCCCUCAACCCGGUCAUCUACGCCUUCAACGCCGACUUCCGGCAGGUGUUUGCGCAGCUGCUGGGGUGCGGUCACCUGUGCUCCCGCACCCAGGUGGAGACGGUGAACAUCAGCAAUGAACUCAUCUCCUACAAUCAGGACACCGUCUUCCACAAGGAGAUCGCAGCUGCCUACAUCCAUAUGAUCCCCAAUGCCGUGUCCCCGGGGGACGCGGAGGGGGACAAGGAGGAGGAGAGCCCUUUCGAUCGAAUGUUCCAGAUCUCUCAGACGUCCCCGGAUGGUGACCCUGCUGCUGAGUCUGUGUGGGAGCUGGACUGCGAGGGAGAGGUUUCUUUAGGCAAAAUAACGCCUUUCACCCCGAACGGAUUCCAGUAGAGUGCCCGAGAAAGGCCCCUUCUGGAUCUAUAUAAUUGCACAGACAUUAACAAGCAUGCAGAAUACAUACUCACACACACACGUCCAGUGCUGUUCAGUUCAUCUCAUUUUCUGUGUCUGUGUAGGAGCCCAUGUGCUUAGAAACGUCACCAGACUGAUUUGUUGGUAUAAGAAUUGGCAGAAGGUUUGGAAUAUAUACUCCAGCCUAGCAGAAACAGACGGGGGGGUCCAGUUAGAGAAGAGAAGGCGGUGUUUGGUUCUUUAAAAAACAAACAAAAAACUCGUAGUUGAUCUUUAAAAAAUAUACUCACCCUCCCUUUUACACAAAUGAACUGUUCAGUGACUUGUUUUUGUCUGGUGGGUUUUUAGACAACAGGUUCUAUGUGUGUGCAGUGCUGAUGGGGGUGCGGGUGACAUUCCUGUAUCUUGCUUCCUGUAGCCCUGUGUUUAUGCAGUUUCUGCCCUCCGUGUGUGUCUUUAGGACAGCUGGGGAACUCUUUCCGAUUUGUUCUGGUGUCUAAUAAACACAAAUUAUGUGGAUUGGGGGGUGAUUAUCUUUGCUUUGCCAGACUGGAGUUUAGGAUCGCUCCUGGAGAAGCCACGAGAGCAUCUUUACAAGCAGGGAAGGUUUGGGCUUGGUCUGGAAGCACACAUUUAUUUUCUUAGCAGACAGGUUGGCCUUAAAGGUACACACAGGAGCAAUUCCAAUUGCUUCCAAUUG
Acinonyx jubatus (cheetah) is the source of this 3036-nucleotide messenger RNA. It is a transcript of the gene DRD5, whose product is annotated as dopamine receptor D5. Gene Ontology annotation, biological process: adenylate cyclase-activating adrenergic receptor signaling pathway. The record is from RefSeq and is a predicted model, not a curated record. Bases 162 to 2315 code for a protein of 717 amino acids. Gene Ontology annotation, molecular function: dopamine neurotransmitter receptor activity; G protein-coupled receptor activity. Gene Ontology annotation, cellular component: plasma membrane. The transcript has a single exon. NCBI's taxonomy places the organism in Eukaryota, Metazoa, Chordata, Mammalia, Carnivora, Felidae.